GGCCUUAGGAGUUUACUCUGCACGCUUACGCUGUACGCAAUCCGCUUCCGUUGUGAACGUCUCUCAUAUACAAGUACCUCUUCUCCUUUUUACGCCCAGUACUUGUACCAUUUUCCUUCCCAGACAAAUCUCAGGGAGCGAGAGAUGCGUCGCGGAGAUAUUCUCCCCCCCGAUCUUGGGUUAUUUCUAGGGUUUCUGAUUCUCUGCAACUCGUCCCUGAUCGUUCAUGUCGGAGCUUCGAUCCAUGAGUAUUCCAACGAAGCUUUCUAUCCCAAGCUCAACUCCUUCUUCUUCCAUGGCGGCAGCGAGGGCCUCUACGCGUCCAAGAUCCACGACCACGGCAACGGCAAUGGCAGCGACGCCGGGUCUUCUUUUUCCUCCUCCUCCAAUGGGAAGUCCUUCAUUCGGUUUGAGUCUGUCACUUUCCGGAGGACAAAAGAGUCCUCUUCUCGGCAUAAUUCCAUGCAGCAGAAGACUGGCUUGGUGGAAGCUAUAAUUGUGGAAAUUAGAGACAGGGAGAAGAUCGGUGGUACUUAUCUCAAUUCUGAUGAUAUAUGUUGUUCUCCUGCUCUUGCCAAAAACGGUUCUUGUAAGGUAGGAGAGGUGAUCAUUCGUCCAAACCUAGACAACCCAGGGUCGCCAAGGCGUGUUCAGACCUUUUUCGAAGGAAAUAGUGAAGAAGUUAAAAUGCUUAGUCAAGAUGUAGAGAUAAAUAGUACUGGAAUGUACUAUCUAUAUUUUAUGUAUUGUGACCCUCAACUCAAGGGAACAACAAUCACAGGAAGAGCUGUAUGGAGAAAUCCAGAAGGUUAUCUACCUGGAAAGAUGGCACCAUUAAUGAAAUUUUACGGCUUCAUGUCUUUAGCAUAUCUUGUUCUUGGUCUUGUAUGGUUUCUCCGGUUCGUACGAUUUUGGAAAGACAUAUUACAGUUGCACUAUCACAUUACUUUGGUAAUUGCUCUGGGGAUGUGUGAAAUGGCAUUCUGGUAUUUUGAGUAUGCAAAUUUCAAUUCUACUGGGAGCAGACCUAUGGGUAUCACCAUGUGGGCAGUUACCUUUACUGCCGUCAAGAAGACUGUAUCUCGCCUUCUUCUUUUAGUGGUGUCAAUGGGCUAUGGUGUUGUGCGUCCAACCCUAGGCGGGAUAACCUCCAAAGUAGCUCUUCUUGGUGUGAUAUAUUUUGUGGGUACAGAGGCACUCGAGCUGGUUGAACAUUUGGGAAAUAUCAAUGAUUUCUCUGGAAAAGCAAAGUUGUUUCUGGUGCUGCCUGUUGCUAUCUUGGACGCAUGCUUUAUUCUCUGGAUAUUCUCAUCACUAUCAAAAACUUUAGAAAAGCUUCAGAUGCGGAGAAGUGCAGCCAAACUAGAGUUGUACCGUAAAUUCACCAAUUCCCUUGCAGUAUGUGUGCUGCUUUCUAUUGCUUGGAUUGGCUAUGAGCUGUACUUCAAUGCAUCAGAUCCCUUGAGCGAGCUGUGGGAAAGAGCUUGGAUCAUCCCAGCUUUUUGGAACAUCCUUGCAUACUUGUUACUUGUUGUAAUAUGUAUCCUUUGGGCCCCAUCGCAUAACCCAACUAGGUAUGCAUAUUCUGAGGAAACAGGAGACGACUUCGACGAGGAGGGCAUUUCGUUGACGAGCAGUGUUGCCAAGGCAACAGUGGAUAUGGUCAGCAAGCUGGAGAGGAAGGAGAGGAAGACGGCAAGUGCCUCAGAUCAUGUGUUUGGGCUUGGUGAAGGUGAGGAAGACAAACGGGAGUAGAGUAGAGAUAUCUUGUAUUCUUUCAGAGGAAGAAUGCCCCCUUGUUUUAUAUGUACAAAACCAAGAAAGAAAAAGCAAUUACAAAAAAAAAAAACAAAAAAACAAAAA
Messenger RNA from Magnolia sinica, 1863 nucleotides. RefSeq lists its product as uncharacterized. Gene Ontology annotation, cellular component: Golgi apparatus; membrane. NCBI's taxonomy places the organism in Eukaryota, Viridiplantae, Streptophyta, Magnoliopsida, Magnoliales, Magnoliaceae. The record is from RefSeq and is a predicted model, not a curated record. The transcript is spliced from 5 exons. The coding region runs from base 145 to 1755 and encodes 536 amino acids. Gene Ontology annotation, biological process: transport.